This is a messenger RNA of Schistocerca gregaria, 2653 nucleotides long. Its product is annotated as mucin-19-like. The transcript has 3 exons. The record is from RefSeq and is a predicted model, not a curated record. Lineage: Eukaryota; Metazoa; Arthropoda; Insecta; Orthoptera; Acrididae. Bases 54 to 1553 code for a protein of 499 amino acids.
AGCAACCGGCGCCACUCCUCCAGUCCAGUGAUACUACCGAAGGCGCGCCUAUUAUGGGAUCCAGAAUCCUGAUGUGUGCGGUGCUCGCUGUGGUGCUGGCACUGCCGCUUGAGACCCCAGCUGCAGCCGGGUUGUCUCGGGGACGGCGAUUCGCCGAGGAGGAGGGCGACGACGACUCGUGGGCCGUGCGCACCUUCAGCCAGCGGGGGCGGCCCGCCUACCAGCACCACGGCACCAGAGAUGCGAUCGAAGACGCCGCGGCCGAGGAGUCGGUGCGCCAGGUGGAGGUACAGGCGGUGCAACGGUCGACGCCCGGCCCGCGGUACCUGCCGACGCCGGCAGCCAGGAGGAAGGAGGCGGGCAAGCACGAGGGAAAGCCCAAGUCGACGCCGGGACCCAAGUACCUGCCCACGCCGUCCACCACCGCCUACACGGACGCGGACGACGUCACCAAAGCGACGCGCCAGGAGACCACGUGGUACACCGAGACUUCGUCUCACGUCCGUUCUUCCACAACGAGGAGUGAUGUCGGCAGUACGGUGUCGAGGGCGGCCCCGUCGACGACGCAAGAGAUCAGCAACGACGUACGCACGAAACCCAGCCAGCGACGAGGACGCGUCCGCUACAGGAGCACUGUGUCAGAGACCAGGACGAGGAAUUCUCCGGCGCCCCGCGCCUCCCGCAGGAGAACGACUCAUUCCACAACGGCGUCCAGCGUAGACGAGAAGAUCGCGACUCCAGAAGGCGGAUUCGGACGCGUGCACUCUCAAGCUACAGUUACCAAACGGCUGACUGACAGCGUGACGUCGACGACGACUUCCAAGCCGCAAAGUAACAAGCCCUCGACAUCGACGCCGGCGGCGCAGAACGCAUCGGCAAACAAAAGCUCGGGCACUAAUACACCUGCAAAGAAAUCGAAGCAGAACACGACGGCACACGCUGCUGGAACACUAGAAACUCAACAGAUACCUGCCUCUUUCUGGAAAAGCUUGAGAGAAGAACUUCUGAACACUGCCGCGGAGGAAGGAGCGGAGACUAAGAAAGAGGUCCGCGAAACAAAAGACUCCGCGGCUACUGAAAAAGCGGGGACGAGCGGCAAAGAGGUGAAAGCGAAAGGAAGUACGGAAGGUAAUAGCUCAUCAACCAAGUCUUGCAGCCAUUCCAGCGGCGAGGAGAAAGGUAACCACACCGUGGCUCCGUCACGACGCAAAGCAAAUGAAUCUUCUAAAGCGUCGGCGGCUCCUCGGUCGGCGGUGACAAAAGCAGCCAACCACGCGAGCAGCAAAGCUCCGGCAGUCACGGCCGCCAAGUCUUCUCAGUCGACGGCAGGGCGCCAGGCUUCGGCGAAAGACUCCUCGACUCCCGCUUCCGGGGGGACCACGCCCCUCACGCGGGAAACGUCGACAAGUCCACCGGAGAAGAAGCAACCGGAGCCGCAGAAGCAGGAGGCGUCGGCGAAGAAAGCGGAGCCCGCGGGCGACGCUAAGCGUCCUUCCGAGCCGACGACCGCAGGCACCGUGAAUCAGCAGAAAGUGACGCCCGCGGCGUCGUAACGCGCGACUCCGCAGAGCGAGCGACCCGAGACGGGGGCCUUGCCUUUCCCCUCACUUACUGUGAUUAUGACGCGACUGUAAUACCUCUGCGAUCCGACUCAGACUUCCAAAGACAAUUCAGUGACUGCCGCAGAACUAAUUGUUUACCGACAUGCUUUCACUGUUCCUGACAACUUUAUCUUCGCAUUUUAUUUCAAUGGAACACCUUACACAGAAUGUAACCGGACUACCUGAGAGACGAUUUUAGGACAUGAAGACAUUGAUUUAGAAGAGGAAGUUGCUACACAUUUUCAUUAUUAUAUAAGACCCCGACUGUCAUAUUGAACGUAAUGGCCCUUGGUUUGUAUUUCUUAGAUAGAGGAUACCAGCAGCUAUAGGACUCUACUGACACGUUUUGUAACUAUUUUAAAUACAUUACUGACUGAGCUGACAUGCUGACGAUCGCCAGAGAUGGUAUGUGAUGUGGCGAAGUAUAGUUUCAUGUUGUCUCAGACGACGUCAAAGCACGUCAGCGACCUGAAGGUUCCAUUUGUAAAUAAGACCAGGGAAUAUUUCUCUGUACUCAGUGUAAAUAGUGUGACCCAUCUGUUAAUUCAUAUUUAGAUUAAGUAAUUUUUAAUUAUUGUAAUAUGGUUGGCGACUGGUUGCUAACAUUCUAAGGAGUGAUUUGGUCCGUAACUCAAAUACAGAAGUGAAAUCCUGUUGCAUAUGGCAAUGGCAUGCAUGAUCUUAGAUCAUAGGCGAAGUUUUUGUUCCAUGACUCUGAAAAUAUUGAAGAUUUGAAAAGGAAACAUUUUAAAACACGAAGAAGAGUUUACUUCUUCAUGUUAGCUACAAAUAUUGUCCUUGUAUGAAAAAACAAUGCCUUUAUAAGCUUCUGAAGAAUUUUGAAUCUGCGGAAAAGUUUUCACUAAAGCAUUACUAUAACUAUGCCAAUUGCAAUUAUAUUUAGAUUAAAGACAAUUACGUAGGUUGUGUGUACUUUUUUAAUAAUGUAUAUAUAAUUGAUCAUCUCUACGAUUUAGUAAUAUGUUACCAAAAUACUGACCUAAAUUAUUGUAUUUUUUGAGAAAUGAAUAAAAUACUUGGAAACAAUUAUC